AUGAACGUCAAGAAAAUUCAUACAACUAUGCAAUCACCUGAGCGGUUAAGGGAGAGUCUUCAGAAAAUUAACAUACAUAUGACUGAGAAGGACCUGGUUGAUAAGACAAUGAUUGAUAACUCUACAUCAGAUUAUCCAUCCUUGUUUGAUCCCAUAUACAUGAACUCUUCAAAUAGAGAAUCAAAAGGAUUGCUCACCAAGAAUAUUCCUACCACUCAAAAGACAUUCUCCUUCAAACGUAAUGUUAAUAGUAUCAAAAGAUGAGCAACUCAGAACUCAAAAUAACAGAUCUAAGAAAAAGCUAAGAAAUACCCAAAAUUCAGAGAACAGAAAUGCCAGCUCUCCUUGGGAGAAUAUAGACAAAAAGUUUGAGACAAUUAAUUGCUCCCAGACUGCAACGAGAGAUGAAGAUCUCAGCAAAGGGACUACCAAAAUCUCUAGCAACUGUCCUAAGUUGAGCUCUAAAAAUAAAUCAUCAAAAUUAUCCAAACUUCCGCUUAAAAAGAUUCAAAAAUAGAAAUCAGUCGAUGACGAUCUUUGAUAAGCACAUCAAGGACAUUGUCCAGCAGCAGCAUGAUAGCCAUAAGCGUCAGGAAAAGAACCAGGAGCGACUGCUCGACCACCGUUAUAAGCUCACCUGAGAAGAUAUCAAUGACAAGGUAGAUACAGCCAUGUUAGAUUUAAAUAAAUACACGGAUGAUGCCCUUCUUAAGUCAGCUGAGAGAGCUCAGAAUGAGAUCAGUGAAGCUCUUGAAGACCUCCUCAAAAACUGCAGGGGCAAUAAAGAUGUGUACAACACGUUCAGGAAUAUCUCAAGGAGCCAAUUUGAGAUCUUCAAUCUCACCAAGUCGCUUCACUUAAGAUACAAGGUAGUCACUGAUGAUUUUAUUAAGCAAAAGGAAGCUCAAUUUAGAAAGAUGAAGGAAGAAAUUACCACCUCCUUGCCACCUCCCAGAGACCCAAAGAUCUCCACCUUCGAAGCGAUGAAACAGAUUGACCAGUCUAUUCAAGAGCUGCUUGAAGACCCCACUCAGAAGAGGAAAGAUGGGUUCACUGCUAAGAAGUUUUCUGGAGUAGAUGACAAGCUCAAUGAGGUCUAUAGGUACCUUGGAAUGAUUAAGAAUGACAGGAUAGAAGCCAGCUCUCUCUUGUCAAGAAGCACUAAUUUUGAUGAUGUCCAAGGUUUCGUCAAAAAUCAAGCAAAAGCAUUACAGCUUACUUCCUCGAGAUUUUUAGCUGAUAAACUCGCUCCGAUCAAGCCAGCGAUGGUGACCAGAGGAACCCAAGACAACUAUGGAGGAAUGUUUCUUAAUGAAGUUGAUAGACUUAACAUAAAAGUUCAUGAAAGAGAGAAAACUAUCAAAAUAAAAGAAACUCAGUUACAAGAAAUUCGAGAGAAAUACACGGUGCUUUCCAGAGAUGUCAAUGGUAAUAACAUCAAGAUGAGGAAUGCUGUUCUCAAGGUCGAAAUGCUUGAGAAAAAGUUAGAAGAAUAUCGUCGCCAAAUCACUCUCAAAAGCCGUAUAAUCGGCUCAUACGAAGACCAAAUUUCAGAAAUCACCAAUUCCGCCUAAGAAAACAAUCAUAAAGCUCAAAACCCAACUCAGGGUCCUCUCCAGCAAGCUUUCCAAAAAGGAAGAAAUCCUGGACAAGCUAAAACAAUCUACUCUCUUAAAGCCAAAUUCCACCAAAUCCAAGUCCAAAAUCGAAAAAAUUAUAGAAGAAGCUGAAAAGGAAGCCCAAAUUGACCAUAUCGAAGAAGAAGAUGCUUAUAGUG
Molecule: messenger RNA, 1777 nt
Organism: Moneuplotes crassus
Lineage: Eukaryota; Ciliophora; Spirotrichea; Euplotida; Euplotidae
Source: the annotation of a GenBank genome assembly